AUGGAAGACAACGGAUCAUGGUGCCUGAUCGAGUCGGACCCCGCCGUCUUCAGCGAGCUGAUCCGCAACUUUGGCGUGACGGGCGUCCAGGUCGAGGAAAUCUAUUCGAUGGACGAUGAAGCGUGCGCCCCACUGCAGCCUAUACAUGGACUCAUCUUUCUAUACAAAUGGCGUGCCGGUGACGAGCCGAUGGGAACCCCCGCCACCGACCCGAAGAUCUACUUUGCCCAGCAGGUCAUCACCAAUGCCUGCGCGACCCAGGCUAUCAUCAAUCUGUUGCUGAACCUUGAACAUCCUGAUAUCGGGCUUGGAGAUACCCUCAGCGAAUUCAAGUCGUUCAGUAAGGACUUCGAUCCUGCCUGCCGUGGUCUCGUCCUCGGAAACUCCGAGCAGAUCCGUUCCGUCCACAACAGCUUCGCGAGAGCCCAACUCUAUGAAGUCCUGCAGCCGGCCGGCAAAGAUGAGGAUGCUUUCCACUUUAUCACCUACGUACCAAUCGGGGACAAGGUGUACGAACUGGAUGGUCUGCGCGAAUGCCCCUUGGAGGUGGGCACCGUUCAAGAGGGCCAAGACUGGAUGGACGUCGUCCGGCCAGUGAUCAACGCCCGUAUUGCCAAGUACCAGCAAGGCGAGAUCACCUUCAAUCUGCUCGCCCUCGUCAAGGAUUUGCGCGCCAAACUUCAGGAGGAGCUCGAGGCCCUUGGAGAGACUGGAGAUCCGAGUGAGGUUGCGCGCCUCAUCGACGAGCUGCAACAGGAGAACAAGCGUCAGGCACGAUGGAUUCUUGAGAAUCGCCGUCGUCGCCACAACUACAUACCGUUCAUCGUUGAUCUACUGCGCACAUUAGCCAGGGAGGAUAAGCUGGUGCCGCUCGUCAAGUCGGCUAUUGCCAAGAAAAAGGCGGCCACCCAGAUGAAGAAGGAGCGCGCGGAGGCCAAAGCAUCAGUGAAAACCGAGCCAGAAGAAUCUCAA
Molecule: messenger RNA, 972 nt
Organism: Mesorhabditis spiculigera
Lineage: Eukaryota; Metazoa; Nematoda; Chromadorea; Rhabditida; Rhabditidae
Source: the annotation of a GenBank genome assembly